GCUAUGACGUUUGUGGUACCCGGAAAUAAAGACGGACUGAGCGCUCCGGGAUUUUCCUUCUCUCCGUCUGCCAGACAAACCAGACAGAGGAACAACAUGGAUCCGAACACGACGAUUUUGCGAGUCAAGCGAAAACGGGGGACCGACCCCGCAGAUGCUCUGUUGCUGGCGUGCAAGCGUAUCCGGCCGGAAACGUCCCAGAGCUCGGCCGAAACGGUACCCGAGCCCACUGAGGCCGAGGUGGAAAACUCCGUCUUCAAACUCGUGGCGACCGUAGCGACACAGGAUGCUCCCGUUCAGACGCAGGUCCGACAGGCUUUGGCUCGGCCUCGCACGGCCCACGCACUGCGCCCCUCUGCAGCCAGCUCCCAGCGGAUAAUUGGGGACCUACGGGCCACAAAGUGGAGCACCCGGAGGGAGGAACGCUACAGAAUACUCUCCAGCCACCGUACAGGGCUGCCAAGUCCAGCUGAGCAGCAGAGCCCCGAGACGGACGCUUCUGAGAGCGCAGGGGAACCUGGGAGAGAGAAGGACAAAUGUUGGGGUCUUGGUGAAAUCCAGGUGGUUGAUCUCGUACAUGAAGAUGUAGAGGAGCAGGGCAAAUCUUCUGGCAAGACGUUGUCCUCAGACCCAGAAGUGAUUCUGUGUAACAACACAAAGAUGUUGCGGGAGUGUCUGAGCAUUUCUGCAGAGAGACUGGGGGAAGAGCACCGGGAGCAGGACGAUGACUACGUCUACGACCUUUACUACCAAGAAACGAUCAUACAAGGGUGGAUCCAAGACAUCCUGUCUGUCAGGGCCUACGCUGAUGAGGGAGAACUGGUGCCUGACCUUGUGGUUCAUGAAGAGGAGGUGUAUGAAGAUGAGGAUGAUGAAAAUGAGGAAGGCAACUGGAGGAAUGACUACCCGGAUGAGGAAAGUGAUGCAGACAGUGACAGAGAGGAGCGCUAUGGUGGUUACUGGGAGGAGGAGCACUCUUACAGCCGGAGGAGCUGGGAGUGCUACCAGAGGGAAGUGCUGCAUGAGCUGGGCUGCCGUGGUGAGGAGGAGGAUGAUGAGGAUGGAGACAGAUACAAUUCCGAUUGAUCUACCCCUUAACCCACACCUGUCAAUGGAUCUUCCUGAUGCCCUCCCCAUUGAUAACACCGUGCUCCAUAGACCUCUGUGUAGGUGAGAGUGGUGGAAACCAACGGCUAGUAUGGCACGUAAUAUGGAAACAUGCCUGAAAAAAACGUUUUCCAAGAAAUACCAUUUUAAAGUGUAGCAAUUUAUGUGUAGCACUCAUCAGAUUUUGUUAAGUUUGCAAUUUCAAGUAAAAUUGACUGACAAGCAUCCUGUUGUAUUAACACCAGUAACAAUUCCCUAUAUCUUCAAAGUAUUUGUGUCACUGAGUCACAAAAUUUGUAAACAACUAAAAUGCAAAUUGCUUACACACCAUAUCCGUGGACACCUAUUUAAGUGUGAAGUCAUCUCUCUCUUUACUACACAGAUUUUUAAGGGUUAGGUGGUUUUUCCAGAAAGAUCCAGUGUCUUUAAUUUUUUUUUAAAUUUAUUAUUAUUUUUUAAUUGUGGUGGAGUGAAUUUCUGUGUGUUUAAAGUGGAUGCGUGUUAGAAAUAUUGCACAUUAGUGUGAUAAAUGCCUUGUAUGCUUUGUGCUGUUAACAGUUCUGUUAGUAAGACGUCUCGGGCCGUGUGAUUGCAAUUUAGGGUGUUCGCAUUUUGUGUGUGUGUGUGUGUGUGUGUGUGUGUGUGUGUGUGUGUGUGUGUGUGUGUGUGUGUGUGUGUGUGUGUACACAUAUAAUUGUCUUAGAUUUUUGCAUAAUGUGAAAGCGUGUUGCAUCAUUUUCGUUGUGGGUGUGAGUUUGGUAAUGAAAUUCCCCUUGAAGUUCAGAUUGUUUCUCGGACGCUUGUUGAAUUAAACUUUUGUAAAUAUGUAGAUGUGUAUAAAAAGAAAGCUUUCAAAAUAAACACAAAA
Molecule: messenger RNA, 1975 nt
Organism: Xiphias gladius (swordfish)
Lineage: Eukaryota; Metazoa; Chordata; Actinopteri; Istiophoriformes; Xiphiidae
Gene: slc7a6os
Product: solute carrier family 7 member 6 opposite strand
Exons: 5
Coding region: 4-1086 (360 amino acids)
Biological process (GO): developmental process
Source: RefSeq, a predicted model, not a curated record